This is a messenger RNA of Erinaceus europaeus (western European hedgehog), 1518 nucleotides long. Its product is annotated as PRAME family member 12-like. Bases 1 to 1518 code for a protein of 505 amino acids. Gene Ontology annotation, cellular component: cytoplasm. The record is from RefSeq and is a predicted model, not a curated record. NCBI's taxonomy places the organism in Eukaryota, Metazoa, Chordata, Mammalia, Eulipotyphla, Erinaceidae. The transcript has 8 exons.
AUGCCCCAUUAUAGGGCCAAUGACUUUUGCCUUUGGAUUAUAGCCAGAGACGCCAAGCCUGAGAUUUCAGCCUUUCAACUGCAACAGUUUGAUCAAAUAGGAAUGCCAAAAGAGACCACCUGUGACCAAAAACAGACAGCUGGGAAGCACAGCCUUCAAGCUCUUCAGUCGGCCUGUGGGUUCUCCAGUGACCUGAGUUCUGAGCACACAGCCAAUUUAAUCACAGCUGAAUAUGUGGCUGAAAAGAUAACCUCUUGUCUCUUACUACUGGCCAUUCAGAGACUUCUAAGGGAUGAGUACUUGGCCAUCUCUUACCUGAGGAGCCUGCCUGCAGAGCUCUUCCCAUGUCUCUUUCUGGAAGCUUACACUCACAAAUGCUGGAAGACCAUGAAGGCUCUUGUCCAGAGCUGGCCCUUUGACAGACUGCCUCUGGAGCCUCUGGUUUACGACCUAUUUCCUGAUAAUGAAAGUUUGAAAUCUGUCCUGGAUGGAAUUGAUGUCCUGCUUCAGCAGGAAGUUCUUCCUAGUUGUAAGCUGCAGGUGUUGGAUUUACAGUCCACAGGAGAGAAGUUCUGGAGUGUGUGGACUGGAGACUACUUCCCAGUGUGCUCACUAAGGAAACAACUAGAGGCUGAGGGACCUUCAAGGAACGAGAAUGCCAGACCCUGCUUGGAGACGUUUGGGCAAUUUCUGGGCAGGAUGAAAAACCUCAGUAGACUCUGUCUGGAGAUCAUCAUACUUGAGGGAGUCCCAUCAAAUGAGUUGGAGAACCAGAAUCAUCUCAUCUCUGAAUUCACAUCAAAGAUCCUCCAGCUACUUCGUCUUCAAGAGCUGUACUUGGAAUCUGUCUCCUUCCUCCAGGGCCAUCUGGACCAGCUGCUCAGGAGUCUUCAAACCCAGCUGGAGGUCUUCUCACUCAUUGACUGCACAGUAACAGAAAGAGACUUGGCUCACCUGUUCCAGAGCCCACACAUCCGGCAGCUGAAGGAACUGUGUCUGAGAGGCAUCCCCCUGACCUCUGUCAGUGAGCCCCUGGGAGCUCUGCUGGAGGUAAAUGCAGCCACCCUGCAGGACCUGGACCUGAGUCUGUGUGGCCUCCAGGACCCCCAGCUUGAGGCCCUGCUCCCUGCCCUGAGCAUCUGCUCCCAGCUCAGGUCUCUCAACCUGCAUGGGAACCGCCUGUCCAUGGCCAUCCUGGAGAAGCUGCUGCACUGCACCACGGGGCUGCAGCAUUUGUGUCUCCAGCUGUUUCCUGCCCCUCUGGAGAGUUCAAACCCCCAGGGAGUUCCACAGUCUUGGGUAUUAGACUUGCUUUGUACUCAGAUCUCAAACAUUCUCCAGCAUCUUGGAUACUCCAGGUCCAUCAUGAUGAGCAGUUGUCAUUGCUCACACUGUGCUAGGAAGGAGUUCAGAAACUGGGAGCCCACAUUUAUUCCCUGCUCACAUCUGUAUGAAACUCAUUAUGGAGAACUUAAAGCCAUCGUUAUACCUUUCAGAAUCAUUAGAAGUGGCAUCUAG